Molecule: messenger RNA, 2424 nt
Organism: Coregonus clupeaformis (lake whitefish)
Lineage: Eukaryota; Metazoa; Chordata; Actinopteri; Salmoniformes; Salmonidae
Product: zinc finger protein 410
Exons: 10
Coding region: 127-1551 (474 amino acids)
Biological process (GO): regulation of transcription by RNA polymerase II
Cellular component (GO): transcription regulator complex; PcG protein complex
Molecular function (GO): DNA-binding transcription factor activity, RNA polymerase II-specific; RNA polymerase II cis-regulatory region sequence-specific DNA binding
Source: RefSeq, a predicted model, not a curated record
CCCUUUGCUUUUAUAUUUUUGCAAAACGAAACGCGGAAGUACCCGUUUUAUCCCUCAAGUAUUCCCGUAGAACUGGGGUCUGCUACAUGUACAAAUAAGAAAACAAGAUCUCUCAAGGCGUAAUCCAUGCUUUCAGAUGAGCUUGACUCCAAACCCGAGCUGCUGGUUCAGUUUGUCCAGAACGCGUCUAUCCCUCUGGGGCAGGGUCUGGAGGACUCUGAGCCCAAACACACCUGCCUUCCCCUGCUGGCCCCUGCAGACAGCUCCCUGUGCACACAGCUGGCCCUGACAGAGGGUGGUCUCAGCCAUGCGUCAGCGAGGUCUCUGUCCCUGUCGGAGUUUGGGGGAGCAGAUCGGAGCCCCAUGGUGGUGCACCCAAACCCCCAUCCCCGCAGCCCUCACACCCCCUCCAGCCCACCUCCUGUCCUCCAUGACCUGCAGCGGUCAGAGAGUAGCUCCUAUGUCCUCCUCAACCUCGCCAAAGGCCUAGCAGCCUCCUCUGAGCCCCUAAUCUUUUCAGCAGACGGGACAGAGGAGGAGGAAGAGGAGGUGAUCUCAUCCGGGGACUGUUGUGUGGAUGGCACUGCCCCCUGGUACCUGCGGGUACAGGAGUUGGCGCACGACAGCCUCAUCGCAGCAACGCGGGCACAGCUGGCUAAAGAUGCCAAGGCUAGCCAGGACGCAAGGGCUGGGAAUGGCAGCAACAGUGACCGCCUGCCCAGCUUCCCGUCGGAGGGGGCAAAGAGAGAGCAGCCGGCGAGGACCAAUCGUACGAUGUCGUCUAAACAGAUCCUCCGCUGCUCCUUUGAGGGCUGCUACAGAACCUUCACCUGGCCUGCUCACCUCAAAUACCACCUCAAAACACACAGGUACACACUCACACUCACACACACACACACUCAAAUAUCACCUCAAAUGUUCAUGUGUGUGUAUGUCAGGAACGACCGUACGUUCCAGUGUGGGGCGGAGGGCUGUGGGAAGAGUUUCUACGUACUGCAGCGUCUGCAAGUCCACAUGAGAACUCACAACGGAGACAAGCCCUUCAUCUGCAAGGAGAAGAACUGUGGCAAGAAGUUCACUACCGCAGGAAACCUCAAGAACCACAAACGCACACACACAGGUGAGAAGCCUUUCUUGUGUGAAGCAGAUGGCUGUGGCCGUUCCUUUGCAGAGUACUCCAGUCUACGCAAACACAUGCUCGUACACUCAGGAGAGAAGCCCCACCAGUGUGGGGUUUGUGGAAAGACGUUCUCUCAGAGCGGCAGCAGGAACGUCCACAUGAGGAAGAGACAUGGAGAGGAGGUGCUGGGGAACGAGGGCAGAGAAACGGGCGAGGCUCUGACACACAGCAGUUUGCUGGAGGCUGACGGGUCACCUGGCGACAACAUGGUCACCAUGACUACGGGGGUGGAGCCCAUGAACCUACACCAUGCCAUGCUGCGAGAACAAGGCUCGGCAGACUCCGUGGUCGUUCUCUCUCAACCCCAUGACCUGGUCACCAUGACAACGGCAAGCCACACGUAUGCAGAGGAUGUGGUGGCUUUGCUGUAGUCAAGGCUUUUCUGCAAAUCUCAGUUCUCACUUCAGGAAAGGCAUUUGAGGCAGAACCCUCUACAUGGAUGCAUCUUUCACUGUGGCUGCGUUUAGACAGGCAGCCCAAUUCUGAGCUUUUUUUUCACUCUUUGGUCUUUUGACCAAUCAGAUAAGAUCUGAUGUGAUUGGUCAAAAGGCCAAUUAGUGGAAAAAAUAUCCAUAUUGGGCUACCUGUCUAAACGUGGCCUUUUAGCCCUGUAGAUAUAUAUAAUUAACUGCUGAGGGUUUUAUGAGAAGACAGUGUCAAAUGUUCUAGAACUUGUACAGACAGACUUUUUCUGUAGUUUAUACACAUAAGGAAUUAUCAGGUGACUUUCCAAAGAAAUAAAGACAGGUAUACAAAUAAUGUUUUAUUAAUUAACAGAAGGUACAUGAAAAAUGUAUAGCUACCUGUAUUUGUCAUUGUUAAACAACAUACUAAAUCAAUUGUGUAACCUUGCCUGGGUGCAGAUAAGGCUAAAAUGCAGUGCACUUUCUUUUGUAAAUAUUAAGGCUGAUGCUUUUAGCUUCACAAAUUAAUCAAGGGCUCGAUUCAAUUCGUAUCGUUGAAGUUCAGCACUAAAGCGCGAUUGAAAUUUAAGGCAAUGUUCCCACGUUGAGACUGUGUUCACGGUAAACGCUGCAUAUGUCAGUCCAAUCAUUAACAAAAAGGAAACUGAAAACAGUUUCAAACUCACAAGCUGCUAUUGGAACGAAGGUACAGUUAGUAGUUAAUGCACAGCUGCAUGUAGCACAAUGGAACACAAUAUUUUUGCCAAGCACAUUCUACACACACAUACAGUGGGGGGGGGGGGAAGUAUUUAGUCAGCCACCAAUUGUGCAAGUUCUCCC